AUGUUGGCAACAACUUCUCUUACGCCAUUUAACCGCCACUUUUCCCCACUUCUCCUCCCUACCAAAUCCAAUUUAAAUCUCUUUGCCCAAAGUUAUAAGUCUCCCAUCUUCAGAAAUGGCAGAAACCCAUGUCCCUAUUCCACUUGUUGCUCACUCUACAAGAAGCUAACUCGAGUUUCUGCCACAAAGAAACAACAGCAGCAAGACGAGCUCCUACCAGAAACAGGGGAUGAAGAUAAGUCAUUACAAGAACAGGGUUCUGAUGAAGACACUGAUUUGGGAUGGUGGCCUGCUUUUCCUCAUGUAAUGAUUGCUUCCAUGUCCAAUUUCCUUUUUGGAUAUCACAUUGGAGUCAUGAAUGGUCCUAUUGUGUCGGUUGCCAAAGAACUUGGCUUUGAAGGGGAUUCUUUUCUUGAAGGACUUGUUGUGAGUAUUUUUAUUGCCGGUGCAUUCAUUGGAAGUUUAAGUUCUGGUGCUUUCGUGGAUAAGCUUGGAUGUAGGCGAACAUUUCAAGUUGCCACCAUACCACUUAUUCUGGGUGCAGCUAUUUGUGCACAAGCCCAUUCCUUAGACGACAUACUUUGGGGAAGACUUCUGGUUGGCCUGGGCAUUGGUGUUAAUACAGUCCUUGUUCCUAUUUAUAUCUCAGAGGUUGCUCCAACGAAGUACAGGGGUUCAUUGGGAACGUUGAGUCAGAUUGGAACAUGUCUUGGAAUCAUUGCCUCGCUUUUUCUAGGACUUCCCUCAGAAAGUGAUCCUCAUUGGUGGAGGACAAUUCUUUGGGUUGCAAGUGUCCCUGGGUUCAUUCUGGCCAUUGGGAUGCAAUUUGCUGUGGAGAGUCCUCGUUGGCUAUGUAAGGCGGGAAGAUCAGAUGAUGCUGUAGAAGUGAUCAGGAGAGUCUGGGGGCCAUCAGAAGUCAGCAAGGCUAUAGAAGAGUUCCAGUCUGUCAUUAGGAAUGAUGGAGCUGAUCUUGACAGUAGUUGGCUGGAGCUCUUAGAGAAGCCCCAUUCUAGAGUUGCAUUUAUUGGAGGUUCCCUUUUUCUACUUCAACAGUUCGCUGGUAUAAAUGGAGUUCUCUACUUUUCAUCCUUGACCUUUAAGGAUGUUGGAAUCGCAAGUAGCUCUUUGGCGAGCUUAUAUGUUGGACUUACCAAUUUUGCAGGGGCACUUUUUGCCUCAUACUUGAUGGACAAACAGGGAAGGAAAACGCUUCUCAUCUCAAGCUACUUGGGAAUGGCCAUUUCGAUGUUUCUUAUUGUGUUUGCAAUCAGCUUCCCUGUAGACAAGGAAAUUGGCAACUCCCUAUCUAUAGUUGGAACUACACUGUACAUAUUUACCUUUGCUAUUGGAGCCGGGCCAGCAACUGGUCUUGUUAUUCCGGAGCUUAGCAGCAGCAGAAUGAGAGGAAAAAUCAUGGGAUUCAGUCUAUCUGUUCACUGGGUUUGCAACUUUUUAGUGGGAUUAUAUUUCCUUGAACUGGUGGGCAUAUUUGGUGUGGCUCCAGUUUACGCGGGCUUUGCUGCUUUUUCCUUGCUCGCUGCAGCAUUUGCCUACUAUUUUACGGUGGAGACUAAAGGACGGUCGCUUGAAGAAAUCGAGAUGUCUCUAAAUCCUAGUUUCCGGGGUAGGAAUUAG
This is a messenger RNA of Oldenlandia corymbosa var. corymbosa, 1635 nucleotides long. The record is from the annotation of a GenBank genome assembly. Lineage: Eukaryota; Viridiplantae; Streptophyta; Magnoliopsida; Gentianales; Rubiaceae.